UCAAUCCAGUGCCGCUUUUCUGGAGUGUAUUCAAGUGUGCUAGCUACAUGUUGCUUCUGUUUUUACCCAAUAUUUCAUAAACUCUUGUGUUCAUCAUGCCGUAUGCCAAUCAGCCGACAGUGAAAAUCACAGAACUCUCAGACGAGAAUGUCAAAUUUGUCAUCGAGAAUACAGAUUUAUCGGUUGCGAAUUCUAUCAGACGCGUUUUUAUGUCAGAGGUUCCGACUAUAGCAAUUGACUGGAUCCAAAUUGAUGCCAACUCUUCUGUUCUCCACGACGAGUUCAUAGCCCACAGAGUCGGUCUCAUCCCCCUUACAAGUGAUGACAUCGUGGAUAAGAUGCAAUACUCCAGAGACUGCACAUGCGAUGACUUCUGCCCUGAAUGCUCUGUUGAGUUGACCCUUGAUGUUCGCUGCACAGAAGACCAGACACGACAUGUAACCUCCAGGGACGUUUUAUCCACCAACCCACGUGUGAUACCUGUGACCUCAAGGAAUCGUGACAACGAUCCCAAUGACUAUGUAGAACAGGAUGACAUCUUACUUGUCAAACUUCGAAAAGGUCAAGAAUUGCGUCUCAGAGCAUUUGCUAAGAAGGGCUUUGGAAAAGAGCAUGCCAAGUGGAACCCCACCGCUGGGGUGGCCUUUGAGUAUGAUCCUGACAAUGCGCUCAGACACACUGUCUUCCCCCGUCCAGAAGAAUGGCCAAAGAGUGAAUACUCAGAGAUUGAGGAAGAUGAAGUGCAAGCUGCUUAUGAUCCAAACGGCAAACCAGAUAGGUUUUACUAUAAUGUGGAGUCCUGUGGUUCCCUCCGGCCAGAGACCAUAGUGCUGUCUGCCCUGGCCGGUCUAAAGAAGAAACUGAGUGAUCUGCAGACACAGUUGAGCCACGAGAUCCAGAAUGAUGUACUCACUAUCAACUGAAGAAGUCUGUUAUGCAGUUAUGCAGCAUGUGUGUAUUAUUUUGAUAUAUAGAGUCUUUACCUCCAAGACAUGAAAUACAUUAUUUCCUAACAUGAGAGCAGAAUCACCCCAAGCCAUCAUUAAAUGACCCACAAGAUCCUUCAAUACAUGUUAUUUUUUUCUGUUUGUUUCUUGGAAGGAUGAUAUCAGUAUGUAUAUAGCAACGUCCUUUUUAAAAUAACUGGAUGGCUAGGAAGUCAGGCCACAGGGUACCUAGUUUUGUCAUUGUUUUGAAACCAGGCAUUUUCUUAAAAAAAAAAACCAAAUGAAUGAAUAAAUAAAUAAAAGAUACAAUUCAUUAUGGGUUUACCUUGUUUUGUAACUAUUUGAAUCAACUGAAUCUGUGUUCUUAGACAUUUUCUUGCCUAAUGCUUUUUAUGCAUAAGAUGCCAUAAUAAACAAAGCCACUAAAAUCACAUAAUAAUAUUGCACUUGUAAAUAAAGUACCAUUUUACUUCGACUUCU
Molecule: messenger RNA, 1427 nt
Organism: Sardina pilchardus (European sardine)
Lineage: Eukaryota; Metazoa; Chordata; Actinopteri; Clupeiformes; Clupeidae
Gene: polr2c
Product: RNA polymerase II subunit C
Exons: 9
Coding region: 96-923 (275 amino acids)
Biological process (GO): DNA-templated transcription
Cellular component (GO): RNA polymerase II, core complex
Molecular function (GO): protein dimerization activity
Source: RefSeq, a predicted model, not a curated record